Messenger RNA from Hirsutella rhossiliensis, 1119 nucleotides. RefSeq names its product putative undecaprenyl diphosphate synthase domain-containing protein. Lineage: Eukaryota; Fungi; Ascomycota; Sordariomycetes; Hypocreales; Ophiocordycipitaceae. The record is from RefSeq and is a predicted model, not a curated record. Bases 1 to 1119 code for a protein of 372 amino acids. The transcript has 3 exons. Gene Ontology annotation, molecular function: ditrans,polycis-polyprenyl diphosphate synthase [(2E,6E)-farnesyl diphosphate specific] activity. Gene Ontology annotation, cellular component: lipid droplet; dehydrodolichyl diphosphate synthase complex; endoplasmic reticulum.
AUGGCCGACUCGGUCUCCUUUUUGCGCCGGCUAAUUGUCGAAUCUCCGCCGGGAGAAUGGGCUCUCAACCAGCUGCGCAACUUGCUCAUCGGCGCCCUGCGACAAGGUCCUAUACCUCAGCAUGUUGCCUUUGAGAUGGACGGCAACCGACGCUAUGCUCGUACUCAUCGCAUGGAGACUGUCGAAGGCCACCACCGCGGCUUUGAAGCGCUUGCCAGGAUAAUGGAGAUUUGCUACCGAUGCGGCGUCAAGGUUGUCACAGUCUAUGCUUUCAGCGUCGAAAACUUCAACCGCCCGAAACACGAGGUCGAGGGACUUAUGCAGCUUGCAAAGGUCAAGCUGGAGCAGCUCACCACGUACGGAGACAUUCUCGACCGCUACGGUGCCUGCGUGCGCGUUCUCGGGCAACGCGAGAUGAUCCGUGACGAUGUGUUGAAAGUCGUGGACAAGGCUGUUGCUAGGACGAGGCACAACAACAAGACCGUCCUGAACAUCUGUUUUCCAUACACGUCGAGGGCAGAGAUAACCACGGCGAUUCGAUCGACUGUGACCGAGUUCCUUGCUCCGCCGCCGCCCAAGAAUACCCCCUUCUCUCCCUCCCGCAUACGGCAGAAAAUUCUGUCUAGCCAACUCGAAGGACGAGAGCCGCUGCCUACCAUACGAGACGACUCUCCGGAGGCGUCUGCUCAGACUGAGAGGGAAGAGGGCGACAAGGACGUGGACGCUGAUGGGGACGGCGGAGACUCGUCGUCGACAACGCUGUUCCCUGAUUCACCGAAGCAACGCCCGUGGGAGGCGGAGGGCCCCUACAACUCAUCGAAACUGCCAAACCCUGAGACCAUUACCGUCGAGACACUCGAAAAGCACAUGUACACGGCUUUGGAUCCCCCGCUGGAGCUUUUUGUUCGGACUAGCGGCGUCGAGCGGCUGAGCGACUUUAUGCUUUGGCAGUGCCACCAAGAUACGCACCUUUUCUUCCUCGAGUGCUACUGGCCGGAUUUGGAUCUCCAGCAUUUCAUAUGGGUCAUGCUGGAGUGGCAGUGGAGACAGAAGCAAAAGGAGAGAUUCGAUUACUCUGAUGCGGCGCGGAAGAGCACGGGACAACAAAGGGUGGAGUAG